UGUCUACAACAGAAGCAACAUGAAGAAAUACACACAAAAAGGCACAACAAUCAGUAUUAAAUUCGCUUGCCCAAGUUGUCGCGACACAUUUAACACUGUUUCAGAACUCGCGCAUCACGUCGACAAUAACCAUGUAAAAAGAGCGCCAUUGCUUGAAAACCUAUCUCCUAAAGACAAACGAUGGGUCCUGGAUGGUCACGAUAUUUCAAACCAAUUCCAUGAAUAUCGCCGAUCUUGUAUUACUGCGUCGCGUACAGCUGAAUUUGCCGUCGAAAGCCAUUUCAACGAGCUUUUGCUAUGUCUGGUAUCCUUGUCUUGCAGCGACGGAGCAAUUAUGAAGAUUUGCCAACCAACAUUUUUCCACCCUCCUUAUUGACAGCAGCGCGCACUGAAAUACUGUCCAAGUACAAGCGCAACACAUUCCAACCGCACGUUAGAUCAGCAGUUCAAUCGAUUAUUCAGCAGUUUGUGGAUGAAAACAUCACGGAAACACGAGCCAAAAUCGAGCUUCUCUCACUUUGCGAGCCAGUUGUUACUCCCUUGCCACAAGAUUCCAUUGAACCAACAGAAUAUGAAUGUGCAAUUAUCAUGGCAAUAGUGGCCUUACUCUCGUACCUAUACGACUGUGACAUGAAGCCACUCUCUGAAGCACACCUGAAUUCCAGCUACGUCCAUCCAUUUAUGCAUGGUCUUCUGUCAGCAAAAAAGCCCGCAAAGGUUGCGCAUUGCUCGAACAUAAUCCCAGAAGAGUUUGACGAUGCUGUCGAUCGACCAGAUUACAAAAUUGAUGUGUAUGCAUCUUCUGGAUACCGGUUCUCGUACACCAACGCCUAUGGAGAGGUCAAAAAGAGCAGCAAUGUUUCAGUUACACUGCUUGCCAAAGAUUUCUAUCGGUUGUGCAUCUUUAGCAAAGAAGCAAUUGAUCAGUACAAUUUGAGAAAUGUCCUGUCCUUCCAAGUUACAGCCAACUCAGUCACGUUUUUUACGAUGCAAUUGGAAUUUCCAUUCUUAUACACUGUCACAGAAUUGGUUCGGUUGCGUAUUCCAACGAAGAAAUGUGAUCUCCUGGAUCUGAUGGGACAUAUGGACAACUUGCUUUUUGUUGCGUCAUUGUACCAAGACCAUUGUGUGAUUAGCGAAAAUGAUCUGUCGCCUUGGCGCUGUGAUACACUGUCGAGCGCGUAUUUGGACGUGAUCAAAAACAAAUUGGCACCAAGGAAACGAACCUGUAACUUGACUCUUGACGCUUGAAUGUUGGCCGUAUACCCACCCUAUCAAUCUUUGUAUUUUCCCUAUUCCCACCAGUGAUUUUCCUUUGUUAUCGUGUUUUACUUGCUCGCUCUUUGUUGGAUUUACCCAUCCUUCCCAUUUCCCUUAUCUACAAUUUCCCUUUAUACAGCAUUUGUCUGCUAUUGAUAUGAAUACACAACAGUCUCAAAAAAAAAUUGGCUUGCUCAUGUUUUUUGCUCAUGUUUUCUAUUGGCUUACAGAUUGCUGUGCCCGUUUUUAUAAUUUUUCUUUGUUAAGGCACUUAUCAAAGCAUUUAGCAGAAUGAGAA
Messenger RNA from Rhizopus microsporus ATCC 52813, 1558 nucleotides. RefSeq lists its product as uncharacterized. The record is from RefSeq and is a predicted model, not a curated record. The transcript has a single exon. Lineage: Eukaryota; Fungi; Mucoromycota; Mucoromycetes; Mucorales; Rhizopodaceae. Bases 298 to 1251 code for a protein of 317 amino acids.